AUGGAUACCUCUGGCUAUGAACAUGCUCUUGAGGUAUGGUCCGCAGCGGAUUUGGCAACGUUACAAAAGAAUUUAGACUCUGAUAUUUUGGAGGUUAAGAACAAAGAAUCGCUGUCGUUGGAAUCGCGGAAAUCAUUGGCCGCUGAAACUAAGAAGUUCAAGAAACUAGACUCUGACGAGAAGUUGGCUAAUGUGAACAAGAUUAUAAAACAAUACCAACAUGAAAUCGAUAACUUAACGCAAAGGUCAAAAUUUUCCGAGCAAACCUUAUUAGACAUCUAUACGAAACUCUCUGAGACACCAGAUCCCAAACCGCUGCUACAACACUCUAUUGAAAAGUUGCGCAAAUUGAGGGAAUAUAAGGGGUUGGAGGAAAAAGUUACCGAUUUGGAAGGGCGUAUUGCUAAGUAUGCUGAUUACGAGACGUUAAAGAAAAGAUUACUGGAAUUGGAACAAAACUCAGCUGUAACUUUAGCCAAAAGGCUGGCUGCGAAAGAGCAAGAGUUGACCUCCAUUUGGAAGGAAAAGGAAAGAAAUUGGAAAGAAAAGGAGGUCGACAUUAACAAGCAGAUUGAGCUUUUGCAAGAAAAUAACAAAGCGUUAGAAGCCAAAAUAUCUAGGCAGGUUGACAUUGGCGGGGAGACUGCGGGAGAUAGCACCGAAACUGGUGGUACUGCUGACGGUAAGUCGUCUGCCGAGUUUAACUUACUUGCCCAAGAACUUGAGUCUGCCCAAAGUAGAAUCAUGAUCCUGGAGCAAAGAAAUGAGGAACUAAGCGGUUCUUUGGCCAAAGCUACUAGUGCUGCAGAAAAGGAAUCCGAAGUUCAUACUCAAAAGCUGAAAAUCAGUCAUUUGGAAGGAGAAAAUGCGCUUUUGAGCGCGUCUUUGGAAAGAGAGAGUAAUGUCAGCAAGAAUGAUAAAACUGAAUUACAAAAUAAGAUCAAAAGUUUACAGAGCGAAACGGAGUCGUAUAAGGGAGAAUUGGAAACUGUGAAGAGGAAAUUGAGUAACUAUUCGGACUAUAACCAAUUGAAAAAUGAACUAUCUGCUUUGAAGAAAAUCGAAUUUGGUGCUGAUAGUGAAUCUGAAAAUGAACAUGAAGACGGGGAAGCAAAUGAAAGUAUCAAGGUGGAUAAUACGUUUAUCACGGCAAAUAAGAAAUUACAAGCGUCGCUGGUUGAACUACGAGUUGAUAAUAAUUCCAAAAAAGAGGAAAACGAGAAACUGAAAAAGGAGGCCCAACGAUUGAAAAGUCAAGUAGAAAGACUCGAAAGCCUAAACACCCAAUUGGAAGCCGAUUUGGAAAAGGUAGACGAUGUUGAUCAAAAAUUCAACGACACGGCAAGUGUAAUGUCAACUGUCACCAGGAAAAUGAACAAUCGUUCCGGACGUCGCGGAAAAUUGUCUCCGACGAGCUCUAUUGUUGGACUACCAGAGGAAGACGAGAGCUUUUACUCUGAGGGCAGUAACACAAUUUUGCCCAUUGUUACAAAACAAAGAGAUAGAUUCAGAGCUAGAAAUACGGAUUUGGAGAAGCAGGUGAGACAGGGUACUUUAGAGAAAAACAGAUUUACAGCAGAAAUUACCAAGUUAAAGGAAGACAAUGUCAAAUUAUAUGAACGCAUUCGUUAUUUAUCCAGUUAUUCUGGGGACUCUGUUAAAGAUACCAUGUCGUUUACCGACAUUGAUGCUGAAAAUCAAUACUCCAAUAGCUACGAUGAGUCUUUGCACCCUCUUGCAUAUUUCAAAAAGAAACAGAUGUCCUACUACAAGAAGAACCGGUUGUCAGUGUUCGAAAAAAUAUUCGUUGCUUUUGCCAACGUUGUUUUACAGAAUAAAACAUCUAGGAUGUUAUUCAUGUUUUAUUGUGUUGGUCUGCAUGGAUUGGUAUUCAUCAUGAGCAUGUAUGUUAUUAACAUAAACGGAUAUCUAACGCCAGAUGUCGGUACUUUAAAAACUGCUUCAGCAUCUAAAGGGGGAGCAAAGAUAAUUGUAUAA
Messenger RNA from Huiozyma naganishii CBS 8797, 1998 nucleotides. RefSeq names its product CCAAT displacement transcription factor COY1 (gene COY1). Gene Ontology annotation, cellular component: Golgi membrane. The transcript has a single exon. The record is from RefSeq and is a predicted model, not a curated record. NCBI's taxonomy places the organism in Eukaryota, Fungi, Ascomycota, Saccharomycetes, Saccharomycetales, Saccharomycetaceae. The coding region runs from base 1 to 1998 and encodes 665 amino acids. Gene Ontology annotation, biological process: intra-Golgi vesicle-mediated transport.